CUCGAAUGUAAACAAUGGAGAGCUUUCGACUUGUCACUUUCGUCUUAUUUGUCUUCAGCGAAUCCGUUUUUUCCUUCGAUAUUACUGGAGGUUUCUUUGGUAGACAGCCAAAGCAUCCAAAUCUCCGCUACUAUGAAGUCAUUGAUUCAUCAGCCUUCAACCACCAUGUUGUUAAGAGAGGAAUUAAAGAGAGCAAUCAUCGCUUCAAUAAGAUAAAGGAAGUCCAGUUCAGCGCAUUAGGAAGAGAUUUCCGCUUGAUUCUCAAUCCCCGGAAAGGACUUCUUCACUCACAGUUCAAAGCAUAUGCCAUAGAUGGUGCAGGGAAUGAGAAGAUCAUUCAUGUGGACCAUGAGAACUUUUAUGAAGGCCGUGUGUUUGGGGAGAAGAUGUCGGAAGUAUCAGCCCACCUAGAGGACGGAGUCAUGACAGCAACCAUACACACUCCUGAUGACACAUACCAUGUAGAGCCAUCAUGGAGACAUAUACCAGAUGCCAAAGAUGAUUCAAUGAUCGUAUAUCGAGGCUCAGACGUGAAGUAUAGCUGGGAAGACAACCAUCCGACUCUCAAAGGACAUAAAAUGUGCGAUUACGUCAAGGAAGGAAAUGAAACGACAGAGAUGGAUGAUGAAGAAGAAUGGAUAGAAGGUUAUGAGCCUCCAAUCGGGAGUAUUCCUGAGCCUCUGCCCGACGAGCAUGGUCCUAAAAGGAGAGUCAAGAGACAACAGGCAGAACCUUACAACUUCAACGGGGACAAGACACGAUGUCCGCUGUUACUAGUGGCUGAUUACCGCUUCUUCAGGGAAAUGGGCGGCUCUAACUACAAGACCACAGUCAACUACCUGAUCAACCUCAUUGAUCGUGUGGACAAAAUCUACGAAAACACAGUUUGGAAGGAUGGUGUAGACACAGCAGAUUUUUCUGGCAUGGGUUUUGUCAUUAAAAAAAUUUUAGUGCACCAGGAAUGGUCACCUGUUGGUUCCAACCAAGUUCACUAUAAUAUGGAGCGCAGCUCGUGGGAUGUGCGUAACCUCUUGGAGGUGUUUAGCCGAGAAUACUCUCAUAAGGAUUACUGCUUGGCACAUCUCUUCACCGACAUUAAGUUUGAAGGGGGAAUCUUGGGCCUUGCUUAUGUAGGAUCUCCUCGCAGGAACUCAGUUGGUGGAAUCUGCACUCCAGAAUACUUUAAGAAUGGACACACUCUUUACCUGAAUUCUGGCCUGAGUUCAUCCAGGAACCACUAUGGACAGAGAGUGAUCACUCGUGAGGCAGAUCUUGUCACAGCACACGAGUUUGGACACAACUGGGGCUCCGAGCACGACCCAGACCGACCAGAGUGCAGCCCCAGUGCCAGUCAAGGAGGAUCGUAUCUCAUGUACACAUAUUCUGUGUCUGGUUAUGACAUCAACAACAAGAGGUUCUCCCCAUGCAGUCUGAGAGCGAUCCGUGCUGUCUUAGUAGCCAAGUCAUCUCGCUGUUUCACUGAGCCAGAGGAGAGUUACUGUGGCAACCAGCGUGUAGAAGGCCAAGAGCAAUGUGAUGCAGGACUUGUGGGUCAGGAUGAUGUAGACUUGUGUUGUGACAAGCACUGCAAACUGCGUGAUGGGGCAACCUGCAGUGAUCGUAACUCACCCUGCUGCCACGGCUGCCAGUACAUGAGUCAGGGUGUCAAGUGUAGGGAGCAACAACCAGCCACAUGUGAGAAUGAGUCCAGGUGUCUAGGUACUACAGCAGUCUGUCCCAAAGCCAAACCAAUGGAUGAUGGCACUCCAUGCAUUGAGAAGGGCCAGUGCCACCAGGGAUCCUGCCUCCCCUACUGUGAGACACAAGAAAUGCAGAGCUGCAUGUGUGACACCAUUGAUGAUGCUUGUAAAAGGUGCUGUCGCAAGACAUUAAAUGACACCUGUUUCCCUGUCGUGCCCUUGGAUAUUCUCCCUGAUGGAACUCCUUGUAUUCAUGGGUUUUGUAACAAGGGAAAGUGUGAGAAGACAGUGCAGGACGUUGUAGAACGUUUCUGGGACAUCAUAGAGGACAUUAAUAUUAACACUGUACUGAUGUUCUUACGGGACAACAUUGUAGGGACAGUCAUCAUCAUCUCUGUCAUCAUCUGGGUUCCAGCAUCAUGCAUUUUCAGUUAUGUUGAUCGCCGCCGACAAGAGGACUACUGCAAAUAUGUCCGUUGGUAUUACAGCAAUGAGCUUAUUCACCCAACUGACAGUGUUCGCAUUAUAGACAGCAAACGUACACGAAUACAUGAGCCUGGCCGUGUUCAAGAAGCAACUAACCGUGUGCUAGAGUCUGCUGGGCGUCCACAUGACCCAGGAACACGAGCACAUGACACAAGAGAUCCUCCUGAAGGUGCAGAAAGCCGCCAAAAUCUUAACACUCCUCAAUGCCCCCCGGUGUCACAGCACUAUACUAGUGCCAUGUAGUUGUGUGACUGCGGAUUAUAUUCUGAGAAAUGGUGAUAUUUUUUAAUCCAGAAGAAUUCUUUAGGGAAGAAUGUAGGACUAUUUCAUGUGACUGCCAAUUUUACACUUUUAGCUUUAACAGUUCCUGGAGUAGUCCAUACCAAAUCAAUCCUUUUUGAUAAAGAUGUAUAUACAAAAAAGUAUUUGAGAACAAUACUCACAAUCUGAAGAAUCAGCAAGAUCCAAAUAUUUUUAACCUUCUGGAAAUUGAUAGGCAUUCAUUGUAGAUUAGUGGUAAGCACCAACAGCUGACACAUGAUUAUCCAUUGUGUUGGAGUAGCUGACGGUAGUGUAGAUAAGUAGAGAGGCAUUAGGUCACUAUCAGGGAUCUCAUAGUAGCCUUGGAGUUUGGAGUGUGGAGUGAACCAUGUCAUUUGUUCAUGGUUACUGCCAGUAUUUGUAAUGAUCAUGCAAACCAAAGAUUCACACACAUCAUUGAUCUCAGUAUUUACCAAGGAAUUGAUAUUUUUUACACCAUUUUAAAGUUGCACAAACCAAUAUAGACUUAUAGCAGAUAUUGUAAGAAACAUACAUUAAAAAUAACUUAUUAAUAACAAACAUUUUACUUAAGGGACAUAGUAACACACCCAGACUUUUCAAAGAAAACGCAGACUGUAUUAAAAGUCGGUGUUAAAAUUAUAACAUUCCUGUCAUUCUAAGUAUUAAGGCAAUAUAGAUUAUAUUCAGGAAGUUCUGUGGUUGUGACAUUUCUUUGAUUUGUUAGAAAAUCUUGUAGAAAACUUUGUUAGAAAUGAAAUUAUGUGGAAUAGAACUGGAGAGUUGUUUGACUUUUAGGGAUUAUUGUCCUUAAUUUUGUUAUGAAACUUUUUAUAUUUAUUACCCUUUGUGGAUAUCACCUGUUUCUUGGUAAAAUUAUUAAGAUGUUAAGAUAAGCUUUUAUCCAUUAUUAAGAUAGUAUGUAACAUGUAGACGUCCUCUGCAAAGUGGCAGUUACAGUAUUUAUAGGAUUUAAGUUGGCGUAAUUUUAAGGUUUAUUCUUUAGUAGUGAUAUAGCAGAAUAGUAAAUGAGAUUUUCAGUAUGAAAAUAUUUGAUAUUUGACUUACUAAUUGUAUGGAGCAUUUAGCAUUCCUUACCGAUUGGCAGUGAGAGACAUGCUAUCAUGUAAUGGCAAGUAAUGUGGGUGGUACUUGAUUGCAUCACAACUCCGUGUCCCAACCACCAAUAUGAGGUCAUGCAUCCUCCUGUGAGCUAGACAAUCACCCAAGCGCAGAACGGCACACAGGAAUGUAUACCCGUCCUUGCCCGACAUUACCCAUUUUGUAAGCUCGAUGCAUCAAAAGUCUAAUAGAUGCUAUAUGUGUUUUGAGUAGUAGCUCUAUAAUUCAGUUUUUGCCAUUUAGACUGAGGUUUUGUCCCAGAAAUGGUCUAUCAAUGGCAGUCUUACAGUGCACAUCCAUAAUUCAUAACCUUUCAGUAUUCUUUCCUUUUAGAUAAGUAUUCUCAGCUUCUUUACCAAAAUUAUAUGAAUUGUCCAGUCGUACAGCGUGAAAACACCUUUACUUUGCAGUAUUUGCUAUCAUGGUAGGAUUAAUUAAUAUAUAAUUUAUGUGAAAAAGUGUAACAUCUUGCUUGGGUUAAUGUUAUCAGCGUGACAACAAAUCACACAGGGUGAAUGGCAAUACGAUAUGCAAUGCUCCUCAGAACUGUGAUUUGAGAAUGUGUUAAAGUAGGAAGUGACAAUAAUUCCCCAACUACUGAUGUAGUAUUUGAAUUCUGUGUGUGAACUGAUAUCCUAGUGCAUAGCUCUUUUUUUUUUUCUUUCUUUUUUCUUUUCUUUCUUUCUGUCUUUUAAUUUCUUUUUUUUUCUUUUUUUCUAACAAGAUCGCUUAAAAAUACUCAAAAUGUAUGCCAUACUCAGUCUUUUUAUAAUUGAAUGUUGUCUUUUAUGUGAUAUAAACAUUGUUUGAAGCAUUA
Messenger RNA from Penaeus vannamei (Pacific white shrimp), 4404 nucleotides. Its product is annotated as ADAM 17-like protease Tace. The record is from RefSeq and is a predicted model, not a curated record. Gene Ontology annotation, cellular component: plasma membrane. Gene Ontology annotation, biological process: Notch signaling pathway; membrane protein ectodomain proteolysis. Gene Ontology annotation, molecular function: metalloendopeptidase activity. Lineage: Eukaryota; Metazoa; Arthropoda; Malacostraca; Decapoda; Penaeidae.